Cryphonectria parasitica EP155 is the source of this 713-nucleotide messenger RNA. RefSeq lists its product as uncharacterized. The transcript has a single exon. The record is from RefSeq and is a predicted model, not a curated record. Bases 72 to 446 code for a protein of 124 amino acids. NCBI's taxonomy places the organism in Eukaryota, Fungi, Ascomycota, Sordariomycetes, Diaporthales, Cryphonectriaceae.
AUUUCUGUGACUUUUGAUCAGAUCAAAUUUUAAACGAGUCCAUUUGUUUUGCUCAAGCCUGCCGAGCCACAAUGUCGCUGUGUAGUCAGUGCAAGAUCAUCUCGACGGUGCCGGUCAGCAGCGAUGAGGAGGGGCACGCGGUGUACAUCCACAACAGCGCCACAUUCAAAAAAGCGGUGGGCGACGGCUGCUAUUUCUGCACAAAGGUACAGAAAGAGAUGCCUGAGGAUGUGCAGAAGCUGCUGGACAGGCCCGGCUUUCCAGGUAUAUGCUGCCGUAUCUGUGAGAACCAGCAGAGGUACGGCAUCGACUUUUCUAUCCCUGGAAAGCAGCAGCUUGCCUUCUUCUGGCUGCAGGAAUACACUGGUGAGGUUGUGAUGGAGAGACAGAGAGAGGAUCUCAAGGCUCCUUAUGUACGAAGAAGACUUGACACAACAUCAUUCUAAUUUGAGGCGCAGAUCUUGCAACAUCUGUCUUCUCCGACACAACCGACGACGAGACGUGCUGGAGACGGAUCGAGGGCUGGUACAGGACCUGCAAAGAAACUCACGCAAAGUGCAAACCAUCAAGCACCAGUGCGCCAAAAGGAGGUGAAAAAUGGCUCCCCACCCGGCUACUCGAUACAAAGGAUGCAGACAGCGGCAGCAUACGCAUCGUCACCACGGCCGACUUCCAGCAAGGUCCUUGCGGCCAGCACACACCGCCCUACCUCG